Eupeodes corollae is the source of this 746-nucleotide messenger RNA. It is a transcript of the gene Bet1, whose product is annotated as BET1 homolog. Gene Ontology annotation, biological process: endoplasmic reticulum to Golgi vesicle-mediated transport; vesicle fusion with Golgi apparatus. The record is from RefSeq and is a predicted model, not a curated record. Gene Ontology annotation, molecular function: SNAP receptor activity. The coding region runs from base 295 to 642 and encodes 115 amino acids. Gene Ontology annotation, cellular component: SNARE complex; Golgi trans cisterna. NCBI's taxonomy places the organism in Eukaryota, Metazoa, Arthropoda, Insecta, Diptera, Syrphidae. The transcript is spliced from 2 exons.
UGAAUUGGAAUGUGAUGUGCACCAAAAAAAAACUAAGGUUGUCAAAAUCAAUUGAAAUCGAAAACAAAAAUUUCUUUUGAUUAAUUUCUCAAGAUUUUCCCAAAUAUUUUGUUUGUUUAAAAUGAAUUGAAUCACUCAAUCCUAACAACUUCGUAACAAAGCAAGUGUCUUUUUCAAAAGUCACACUUCAAUAAGAAUAUCGAUAUUUUUAAAUAAAAUAAAACAAAUAACAGGCAGCUCGCUUUCCAGAGAAUCUCACAUUCCGUUACGCUGGCUUCGAACAAAUCAAUCAACAUGCGUCGAUCGAACUACUCCUACCAACCGAUUCCCCAAAAUCCCGGUCCCAGUCGCCUCAACCAAGACGCCCUCGAAGAAGAGAACGAAAGAGCCGCCGAAGAAUUGAAACAAAAAAUCGGCGCCCUCAAAUCGCUGACCAUCGACAUUGGGAAUGAGGUACGCUACCAGGACAAACUGGUGCGUGGCAUUGACGACGACAUGGACAGAACCGGCGGCUUCCUGGGCACAACGAUGACACGAGUCAUCCGCCUGGGGAAACACGGCGGAACCAAACAUAUGUGCUACAUGUUCCUCUUUGUUCUGUUCGUGUUCUUCUUGCUGUACGUUGUGAUAAAACUAAAGUGAGUCUGGAGUGGGGACGGCAAGUGGAUGAACCAACUUAUUUACAAGAAUUUAUGUUUAAAAAGAAAUAAAAUAAAAGCUUUAUGUUUCAUGGAAAAAAGAGAAAA